UCAUGUUUAAAACUGAGGGCCCUACCUUAAUCCAAAAAGAUAUCAACGGUUGGAUUAGUUCCACUCAGAUCGAAGUGAAGCCGAAAAGAAAAAAAACAUGCCACUCUCUCUGCAAUCUCCGCCUUCUGCAGCAACUCUCUCUGCUUCGAUCCAAAAGGGACGAUGGAAGACUGUCGCAUCCGGAUUCUCCCUCGGUUCUCCUCCCGCCGUUAACUUCAGUACUAUCCGGCGAUCGAUUCCCCGAAUUCAUGCUUCGGCUAGCUCCUCCUCCUCUUCCUCUCCAUCUUAUCCAUCUCUCGGAGCUGGGGAGAGCAAUGAGCUAGAUGCUGUAUCAGCUUUUAGCGAGAUUGUUCCUGAUACAGUCGUUUUCGAUGACUUUGAGAGGUUCCCGCCAACUGCAGCUACUGUUAGCUCUGCUCUCCUCCUUGGCAUCUGCGGUCUCCCUGACACAAUCUUCCGGAAUGCUGUGGACAUGGCUUUGGCGGACUCUACCUGUGCCGGGCUUGAUACCACUGAGUCCAAACUCUCUUGCUUUUUCGAUAAGGCUAUUGUAAACGUAGGUGGAGAUCUUGUCAAACUCGUUCCAGGUCGUGUAUCAACUGAAGUGGAUGCACGUCUUGCUUAUGACACUAACGCCAUCAUCCGUAAGGUACAUGAUCUGUUGAGACUAUACAAUGAAAUCGAUGUACCUCACGACCGGUUGCUGUUCAAAAUCCCUGCAACCUGGCAAGGUAUUGAAGCUGCAAAGCUGCUGGAAUCCGAGGGAAUUCAAACCCACUUGACCUUCGUUUACAGCUUUGCUCAAGCUGCAGCAGCCGCUCAAGCCGGUGCCUCUGUCAUUCAGAUUUUCGUCGGUCGCCUCAGGGAUUGGGCGCGUAAUCAUUCAGGAGAUGCAGAGAUUGAAACUGCUGUUAAAUCCGGGGAAGAUCCAGGUUUGGCCUUGGUCAGAAGAUCGUAUAACUACAUUCACAAGUACGGUUACAAGUCCAAGCUGAUGGCUGCUGCUGUCAGAAACAAACAAGACUUGUUCAGUCUUCUCGGGGUUGAUUAUGUGAUUGCACCUUUGAAGGUACUGCAAUCUCUCAAAGACUCACCAGCUAUUCCUGACGAUGAGAAAUACUCUUUUGUUCGGAAACUUUCUCCUGAGACCGCGACGCACUACAACUUCACCAACAAAGAGCUGAUCAAAUGGGACCAGCUGAGCUUGGCUUCAGCUAUGGGUCCUGCAUCAGUGGAGCUUUUAUCAGCUGGUGUGGAAGGUUAUGCGAACCAAGCGAAACGUGUUGAAGAGUUCUUUGGGAAGAUUUGGCCACCUCCAAAUGUCUAAAAACGAAGCUUUGAUCUUCUUCUCUACGGAUCUUAAAUCAAUAAGAGAGAGAGAGAGAGCUAGACUCCAUGCUACUUAACCUCUUUGUUUGCGUUAUUUCGUUUUCCUGUGCCUUGUUAAUCACGGUUCCUGGUCUGAAACUUGAGCCACAAGAUAAAGAGACCAAUAAAGCUGAAGUAAAAUCAAUCAAUUAUCAUGUUGUUUGUUCUGAAAA
This is a messenger RNA of Raphanus sativus (radish), 1541 nucleotides long. RefSeq lists its product as uncharacterized. Bases 98 to 1327 code for a protein of 409 amino acids. NCBI's taxonomy places the organism in Eukaryota, Viridiplantae, Streptophyta, Magnoliopsida, Brassicales, Brassicaceae. Gene Ontology annotation, biological process: pentose-phosphate shunt; carbohydrate metabolic process. The transcript has 12 exons. Gene Ontology annotation, molecular function: transaldolase activity. The record is from RefSeq and is a predicted model, not a curated record. Gene Ontology annotation, cellular component: intracellular anatomical structure; cytoplasm.